UUUUUUUUUGUUGUUCAUUCAAUAAUAGUUCACGACACAUAUCACAUAAAAAAUAUCACAUCUUUCAUAAACUAUGCUCGUACUUCCUGGAACACAAGCAUUGUCGCCUUUCAAGGCACAUGCUUUGUUGCAGCAAAUUCAAGCUGCGGUGCCCUCAGUCAAGUCGGUCUCCACACGCGCGGUCCAUUUUGUACAGCCCAAGGCCGAUCUCGAUCCAGCAGCUUUGACAGAGUUCUUGACCAAUAGCAACACAGCUGAGAGACGUAUUCUCGAUACCAUGUUCUCCUCGCCUUCUGCUGCGACUAAUGCACCCAUCGAGGACGACCAUGAACUCUUGAGACUUCUUACUCAACAUAGCAGCAGCAGCAGCAAUAGGACAGAAGAAGGAUUCAAUUUUUUUAUCGUCCUACCGCGUGUUGGUACGAUCUCGCCAUGGUCUUCCAAGGCCACCAAUAUUGCACAGAUGUGCAAUCUGGAUCGCCAUGUGCAGCGUGUGGAGCGUGGUCAAGCCUAUUUAAUCAAAUUAAAGGAAGAUGCAGCCAAGCAGUUAUUGAGCGAGCAAGAGUUCAGGGCCAUCACUGCCCUUGUUCAUGACCGCAUGACCCAGGAUGUAUUAAACGUCAUCCCAAACGAGAAAGUUAUUUUUAAGCAAGGGACCCCUGCCCCACUCAAGGUCGUCCAAUUGAUGGACAGCAAUGAGGACCGCAAUCCUCGCGAUGCCCGUCAGCGUUUAAUCACUGCUAACAAGGAGCUUGGAUUGGCUUUAGCUGAGGAUGAGAUCGAUUACUUGGUUGCUGCUUUCAUCGGCAGCAGCAAAUUGAGCUCCGACAGUUGCCUAGCCCGUAACCCUACAGAUGUGGAACUGUUCAUGUUUGCACAGGUCAACUCGGAGCAUUGUCGUCACAAGAUCUUUGGAGCGGAUUGGACCAUUGAUGGUGAAAAGAAGCCUCACUCACUCUUUGGCAUGAUCAAGAACACCCAUCAACUCAACCCUCAGCAUACCCUUUCAGCAUAUAGUGAUAACGCCGCUGUUUUGCAAGGCCACAAGGGAGUACGGUUUGCACCUCUGGCGGAAGACAACUAUUCAUACAACUUGUUUGAAGAAGAGGUUCAUAUGGUGGUCAAGGUUGAGACCCAUAAUCAUCCUACGGCUGUUUCCCCCUUCCCAGGAGCUGCUACUGGAUCUGGAGGAGAAAUCCGUGAUGAAGGAGCCACAGGCGUGGGUUCCAAACCCAAAGCUGGUCUCACUGGGUUCACUGUCUCUAACCUAUUGAUCCCUGGACAUGUCCAACCUUGGGAAACAGACUAUGGAAGGCCUUCGCAUGUUGCUUCCGCGCUUGAUAUCAUGAUCCAAGGGCCUCUUGGAGGAGCAGCUUUCAACAACGAGUUCGGUCGUCCUGCUAUUACUGGUUACUUCCGCACGUUCCUCGAGUCCGUCCCUGGACCUAAUGGCAAAGACGAAAUCCGCGGGUUCCAUAAGCCCAUUAUGAUUGCUGGAGGCCUUGGAACCAUCCGUCCUCAGCAUGUGAUUAAGAACAAGAUUCAGCCGGGUGCCCAUUUGGUGGUUCUGGGAGGUCCCUGCAUGCUGAUUGGCUUGGGAGGUGGAGCUGCUAGUUCCAUGACCUCGGGAGAAUCCUCUGCAGCCUUGGAUUUUGCAUCUGUCCAGCGUGAGAACCCGGAGAUGCAGCGUCGCUGCCAGCAGGUCAUUGAUUCUUGCACGGCCUUGGGUCAAAAGAACCCUAUUCAGUCAAUCCACGAUGUCGGUGCUGGAGGAUUGUGCAAUGCCUUGCCCGAGAUUGUUCACGACUGUAACUUGGGAGCGUCAAUCGAGCUCCGUAACAUCAACAACGACGAUCCUAGUAUGUCACCCAUGGAGAUUUGGUGCAAUGAGUCUCAGGAACGCUACGUACUUGCGAUUGGACCUGAGAACAUAGAGACAUUCAAGGCAAUCUGUGAGCGUGAAAGAUGCCCUUAUGCUUUGGCCGGUGUCGCUACUGCGGAGGAGAGAUUGAUUUUAACAGAUAGUCUGUUGGGUACCACACCCAUCGAUCUACCCAUGUCGACUCUGUUCGGAAAGCCACCAAAGAUGUCACGUACGACUAGCACAAUCACCCCUGCUCGCCAUGCCUUUGACAGCUCACUCCAGUCUUACUUACCCUCAUUGACCCAGACAGCUGAGUUAGUCACAGAUGCUGCUCACCGUGUCCUCCGGCUUCCUGCAGUGGCCUCUAAAUCCUUCUUGAUCACAAUCGGUGAUCGCACUAUCACAGGACUAGUCGCUCGUGACCAGUUUGUGGGGCCCUGGCAGGUCCCUGUAGCAGAUGUAGCGGUCACAGCUACAUCGCACGGCGCCUCGACCGGAGAAGCCAUGGCAAUGGGAGAACGUCCUCCGAUUGCAUUGAUUUCAGCUGCCGCCUCUGCCCGUAUGGCUGUUGGAGAGUGUAUCACCAACAUGGCCGCCGCUAACAUUCCUUCUUUGGGCCAGAUCCGUAUGUCUGCUAAUUGGAUGGCUGCUCCAGACCAUGAGGGUGAAGGAGCUCGUCUAUAUGAGGCUGUCCAGGCUAUUGGCUUGGACCUUUGUCCUGCUUUAGGUAUCAGUAUCCCUGUCGGUAAGGAUUCCAUGUCCAUGAAAAUGAAAUGGAAGCAAGGUGGUGAGCAGGUCGAGGUCACUGCUCCCUUGGCACUCAACAUUACUGGGUUCGGGCCUGUGGCGGAUAUCCACAAGACAUUGACGCCUGAGUUGAUCACCGAUAUUGAAGGAGAGUCCACAGUGCUGGUACUGAUUGAUCUUGCUAAUAAUAAGGAGCGUUUGGGUGGAUCUGCUUUGGCUCAGGUCUAUAAGCAAAUUGGUAAUGAAGCCCCUGAUGUCGAGAGUGCGGAUCUCCUUAAGGCCUUCUUCCAGGCUAUGCAGGCUAUUCGUGAACAUGAAGACUUGGUUCUGGCAUAUCACGACCGUUCAGAUGGUGGUCUGUUUGCCACUGUAGUUGAGAUGUGCUUUGCAGGUCAUGUGGGAGUCAAGGUUGAUCUGUCAUCGAUCUCUCUAGAUGCUGUUGCUGCGCUGUUCAACGAGGAGUUGGGAGCUGUGGUCCAAGUUAGGCAGUCUCAGGUAGAGCAGUUGAAGAAGGUCUUUGCAGAGCACAACUUCCCAGUAGAGCAAGGUUUGAAGGUUAUUGGAACUGUUAACGUCAAGGGUGAUGACUCGAUCGUGAUUUCGUAUCAAGGAGUUAAUAUCUUGGACUCCAAUCGUGUAGACUUGCAGCGCAUCUGGACUGAAACUUCGUAUCACAUCCAAAAGAUCCGUGACAAUUCUGAAUGUGCUCAACAGGAGUUUGAUGGAUUGUGGGACGCUCAAGAUCCUGGUCUGUCAUACCAGUUGACCUUUAACCCUGCUGAAGAGAUCUUGUCCGCUCAUGAUUUGUCACUGGAGAUGGAGAGCCGACCCAAGGUAGCUAUUUUGCGUGAACAAGGUGUGAACGGACAGAUUGAGAUGGCGUAUGCAUUCCAUGUAGCAGGCUUUACGGCUGUAGAUGUGCACAUGUCGGAUAUUUUGUCCGGAAAGGUGACUCUCAAGGAUUUCAAGGGCAUUGCAGCCUGUGGAGGAUUUUCAUAUGGUGAUGUUUUGGGAGCAGGGUCAGGCUGGGCGAAAUCAUUUUUGUUGCAUGAACAGGCUCGCAACGAGUUUCAUGAUUUCUUGACGGUCCGCCAGGAUACUUUUGCGUUGGGUGUCUGCAAUGGAUGUCAAUUCUUGUCACAGAUGCGAGAACUGAUCCCAGGAGCAGAACACUGGCCGUAUUUCAAGAGAAACCAGAGCGAGCAGUUCGAGGCUCGUUUCAGUAUGGUGGAGCUGGAGGACAACACGAAGACAUCAGAGACCACUACACCUUCAAUCUUCUUUGACGGAAUGCGGGGAUCCAAAUUCCCGAUUGCGGUCGCUCACGGAGAAGGUCGUGCAGAAUUUGUUCAGGCUUCAGAUCUGGAACAAUUGAAGGCACAGGGAUUGAUUGCAGCUUCCUAUGUAGAUAACUAUGGCAAGAAGACGGAGCAGUACCCAUUGAAUCCUAAUGGAUCUCCCUUGGGUAUCACGGCAGUUCAGACACCUAAUGGUCGUGUGUUGGCAAUGAUGCCUCAUCCUGAGCGUGUUACAGGACGUGAGGCUAAUUCGUGGUAUCCUCGCAAGGAGGGUGCUCAAUGGGGUGAGUACGGGCCCUGGUUGAGGAUGUUUAAGAAUGCUCGCAAAUGGGUUAAUAGCCAUUAAGAAAAAUAACAUUUUAAUCGUCACCUGUUGUAAAUAAAAUGUUAAUUUCAC
Molecule: messenger RNA, 4306 nt
Organism: Lobosporangium transversale
Lineage: Eukaryota; Fungi; Mortierellomycota; Mortierellomycetes; Mortierellales; Mortierellaceae
Product: CobB/CobQ-like glutamine amidotransferase domain-domain-containing protein
Exons: 3
Coding region: 74-4255 (1393 amino acids)
Biological process (GO): 'de novo' IMP biosynthetic process
Molecular function (GO): phosphoribosylformylglycinamidine synthase activity
Source: RefSeq, a predicted model, not a curated record